ACGCACAAGCUCCGGUAACAGACAAGAAAACUCCACUGUUAGUUCUUCAACGCAAUACUUGAGCGAUAUAGGACUCUAUCAUCUAUGUACUGGGAUUGGAAAGACUUGAUAUUUUAAAACAACAUUCAAGAAGAUUCAAGAUUUGAUUCUGAAACAUGACGAUGAAUUGUACAAGAGUACUACAUUCUCCCACCUCCAUGAUGCCUGUGGACCUGGCCGCCUGCCUGUCUCUGCGUCAGCCAUUGUACCAGCUACCCCCCACUCUGAGAACCACCGUCAGCAGCAGCAGCGUCACGCAACGCCUGGCAGUCCCAAGCAACACCUCCUACGCCCGCCGCUCGCCCACCUACCUCUCCCCCGCUAGCUCUCCCACCUCCUCUCGCUCCCUCUCACCCUCUCGCUCCCACUCACCCUCUCGCUCCCUCUCACCCUCUCCUACAUCAUCACCAUCUCCCACCCGCGGCAACCGCUUCUUCCCGGCAUCCCAACCGCGUAGCUGCCUGCGUAGAGAGCACGUAGGACAAAGAAAAGGUGUCUCCUUUGCUGACACUAAGGGCAUAGCACUAACUGCUGUCCGCCUCUUCAUCCCGGAUAUAGCGUCAUCACCGCCGUCGUCACCGUGCUAUGGUCAAUUGCCCUCAAUGGUGCUGAGGAGAUUCCAGCCUAAACAGGAGACAACAGUUCCAACCAAGACUGUGCCCUACAAGCUCCGACUGGCAUUCCCACAGCCCUCACUGGAUUUAAAUGACUUCAUGGCGCGACAAAAAGAAAUGGGACUGCAAUUGGAAAGCUGCAGUGUGUCAGAUUAUUGUUUGAGUGGGAAAGUAAGAGUCUCCCAUGUCAGAAGCGAACAAACUGUCCAAGUUAGGAUGAGUUUCGAUUCCUGGAGGAGCCAUUACGACAUCCCUUGCACCUUCAUGCAAAGGCAGAGGUUUGGAUCGAUGGAAACAGACAUUCACACAUUCGAACUAAGUCUUCCAAUGGACCUAGAUCCCAGUCAGGGAAUAGAGUUUUGUGUAACUUCCAGUAGUGAUGAGGGGUCGCUGUUGGAUGAUAACAGGGGGCAAAACUACAAGAUUCAAGUUGAGAGAGAGAGCAGUGCUGAGCAGGAGGAGGUGAUCCCAGGGUCUCCCAUAGUGUCCCGGUACCAGCCACUCCCCCAUCUGGUUCAAAUAACUCCUUUUGAGAUGAGGAGUUAUGCCGAUCUGCCACACAUUAGGGUCUUGACACAUGUGGGGGUGGAAAGAGGGAUGUGUGCUGUCAAAUAAAGCAUUGAGGAAAAUGAAAUGUUGGCCACAAAAUUCAAGCCUUCCUAUUGAAAUGAACUGCUCUAUUCUACUCUGUGGGAGGGCAGCUGCUACUUGCACUAAGCAAAUUUUGCAUUGAUUUUGAAAAAUGUCUUUUAGUACAAGUGCUAACUUUCUGAUCAUUUCAUGUACCCUGGAACUUAUAAUGUAUAUAUGUAUGUAUGUGUGUAUACAUGUAUGUAUAUGUGUAUGUGUUUUUAUGAAUGUAUAUAUGGGCAAUACUGAGUGAAAGAUGCCUGAAGUCUGCACUCCUGUUAAAUAUGUAAAUACUUUAUUUAUGUUUUUAAUAAAUGCGUUUGAUGAAUUUUC
Molecule: messenger RNA, 1616 nt
Organism: Periophthalmus magnuspinnatus
Lineage: Eukaryota; Metazoa; Chordata; Actinopteri; Gobiiformes; Gobiidae
Gene: ppp1r3c2a
Product: protein phosphatase 1 regulatory subunit 3C2, duplicate a
Exons: 3
Coding region: 156-1268 (370 amino acids)
Biological process (GO): regulation of glycogen biosynthetic process
Cellular component (GO): protein phosphatase type 1 complex
Molecular function (GO): protein phosphatase 1 binding; glycogen binding
Source: RefSeq, a predicted model, not a curated record